Molecule: messenger RNA, 1231 nt
Organism: Cryptomeria japonica (Japanese cedar)
Lineage: Eukaryota; Viridiplantae; Streptophyta; Pinopsida; Cupressales; Cupressaceae
Product: CASP-like protein 4C1
Exons: 3
Coding region: 242-925 (227 amino acids)
Source: RefSeq, a predicted model, not a curated record
GGUGAAAAGCCAAAAAACACAAUUUCAGCUGGUAGCAGAGGUCAAAAAGGGAAGGGUAAUUGGUGGAUAAAUCAAAUUCCAUGUAUAGCACAGCCAUUGAUCUUCAGGCAUGUAUAAAAAAUACCUCCCUUUUGCUUUUUCUUCAGCCAUGAGAGGCGGAAGCGCCCCUGCCUGUGCUCGUGCCCGCAGCCCAUUUUCUCCAUAGCCCACAGAACAGAGCCCAGCGCCCACCCUCCAGAAAAUGUACGGUAUGCAGUCCCCUGAGCUGCCUGGGGCGGUUCUGAGGCUGCACAAUGGAGAGCGGCCCAGCCCCAGCCCUGCCCGGGGAGGAGCUGUGCAUUAUUAUUCAACUGCCUCAAUACAGAAGGUCAGAAGGUUCAAUAAGCUCAUCCUCCUCCUCCGCCUCCUCUCACUCUGCUUCUCUCUUGCAGCUUCCAUUUUCAUGGCUAUGAAUACCCAUACGCCCUCUCCUAGCAACAACACUUCAGGAACUUUACCCACUUCAAACAAGGCAAAUUGGUAUGAUUAUGACGCCUUUAGAUAUGUGUUUGCUGCAAACGCUAUCAUUUGUAUAUACUCGUUAGCCCAAAUGGGUUUGGUCAUGUGGGAGCUUUUGAGGGUCAACACUUUGUUGCCUGAGAUGAUCCAAGUUUGGUUUGAUUUUGGCCAUGACCAGGCAUUUGCGUACAUGCUGAUGUCAGCGAGCUCAGCUGGGACGACAUUAGCACAGAACAUGAGGAGGGGACAGAUAUGGAUAGCGAUGGAUCACACGUGUAACGAUGUGAAUGUGUUUUGUGUGCAAUCAGACAUUGCAAUUUCUCUAGGGUUUGCAGCUUUCGUAUUCGUGGCGUGCGCGUGUUUGCUCUCUGGUUUCCGAGUCGCCUCCUUUAUUAUUACCAACUCUCGCUUCACAUUUAACACUUGACACCGGCACGCCCCUGUCGUACAACUGGCACCUGGCGGGGCACAAAGCUUGUCAAGUCACGUGUACCUUUACAACCAAAACAAAUGCAAUUUCCGGGAGAAUAUGCGUAUGGGCUACGGGCUACCUAUUCCUUAUUUAUUUGUAUUCUUAUCUGGAAAGUAUUUUAAUGCAACACCAGCUUUUUGCGGGCCCCGCUUAUUGGUUAUUGGCAGUUGUGUGUUGUAUUGGUUGGUACUCAUCAUUUUGCCUCCAACUUGGAAGCAGUUUGGAGCAUUUUUUUAAAUUUUAUUAUCAAGCUUUGAGCAA